AUGGGGCAGAGCUUCUUAAGCGAAGUCCUCUGUCGGUAUCAUACUGUUCAGACCCGAGGUGUCCGGCUUGAUCGAAGCGAAGUCUUAGCGUUGGUAGAAGUCGUGGCACUAUGGGUAUCCUUCUUCGCCGCGCUGACUGUGUCUACAGCAGUUUUCUCCUUGUCAUUGCUGCUCGACUCUGCAUUUGAUGCUGCUGCUGCAGCGUGA
Messenger RNA from Penicillium verrucosum, 207 nucleotides. RefSeq lists its product as uncharacterized. Lineage: Eukaryota; Fungi; Ascomycota; Eurotiomycetes; Eurotiales; Aspergillaceae. The transcript has a single exon. The record is from RefSeq and is a predicted model, not a curated record. Bases 1 to 207 code for a protein of 68 amino acids.